CGUAUGAGCUACGGCUCAUUAGCAUUUAAUUUUUAUUUUUUAAAAAAAUCUCUGUGUCUGUCUCGAUAUUUUUUGUUGGGCCGUGAUUCUAAAAGUACCAAAUAAAUUUAAAAUUUACCAAAAAAAAUUAUUUACCAAAAAUAGAAUUCUUACGUCGGUGGAUUUCUUAGCUUCUACAGCAUCAAUGGAGUGUUCAACUAAUCAAUCCCCAAGUUCCACCUCUACUGGCUUAAAACAUUCUUAAUACCAGAAGGAAUCUAGGAAUAGACAAAUGAAUUUGGUGCAAAGAAAAAGAUGGUGCUUACUUUGUUAAUUCUGGAUACCGAGUUGCUUUAGGCUUCUUCCAUCCACCGAUUGGUUUUCUCUCAAAAGUCUUGAAGCAGAAAACAUUAUGGAGAUCAAUAUGGUUAAUUAAAGCCCCAGCCAAGACCAAGCUUUUUGUGUGGCGAGCUAUCCAUGAAGUUCCAUCAUUCCAUAACCAUUUCAAGAACUAGAAAGAUGGAAGGGGAAGAAACCGACAACAUUUCUUCAUUACCCGAAGCGCUUCUCCUCAACAUUCUUUCCUCGCUUCCUUUCAAAGAAGCAGCGAAAACAUGUAUCCUCUCCAAGAAGUGGUUGAAGAUGUGGCAAUCUACCAACACAGUGAAGAACAACCAAGUCGAAUGCAAGGACGUAGAAGCUUAUGGAGCCGUUGAAGUAGCGCAAAGGAAGGCUUUCAAGAACUUCAUCAAGAUCUGGAUUACAUUGCACAAACGCCACCAUCUCCACGAUAAAUUCACCCUCAGGGUUUCUCCUCCUUCGAACUGCGGUGACAUCGUUGGAGCCUACGUCAAUUUCGCCGUAGAGGACGGCGUGAAAGAUUUGGAACUCGAUUUCGCGGAAUCGCAGUCGGAGGACGAACAUCCUGAAGAGAAUAUCCACGAUGCGGUUGAAUUUCCGAGAAGCCUUUAUGAGAACAAGAAACUGCACCAGAAGCUCGAGAGUUUGAAACUGCACUCAUGCAGUUUCGCGCCUGGAAAUUUCGCCAAUUUUGUGGCACUGAAAGAUGUCACUCUUGCAAGGAUUCCGUUGGAAUUGGAAUCGAUUAGGACGCUGUUAUCGACGUGCGAGUGGAUGGAGAGUUUGAGCCUGAAGAACUGUUGGGAUAUUGAAUCCUUUGAUAUAGAGAAAUUGGAACUGAAAAAGUUGGUGAUUGAUAGGUGCAUAUUUCGAAUGGAUUAUAUCGGUUUUGAGGCGCCAAAUUUGAAGGUUUUCAAGUACUGUGGUUCGGAGCCGCCGUUGUCUGAAGUGAAGGUGGUAGCUGGCACCAUAGAGGAGGCAGAUCUUGAUUUAAGCCCCAUGGAUGAGUUCGAUGAAUGUGGCAACGAACUUCAGAAUUUUCUUCAAGAUUUCUUUGUGGUCAAUGUUCUUACAGUUUGCAGCGUGAUUCUUCAGGUGAUUCCUUAGGGAGAUGCACCGGUGAGGCUGGCAGGGGGUUUGAGGGUGAGACACUUGAAGAUGAAAAUCCAAAUGCAUCCCCAAGAAUUUUGCGGAUUCUUUUGGUUUCACAACAGUUGUCCUAGAUUGACCAAAGUUACAAUAGACAUUGACCGCUGCAAU
Messenger RNA from Arachis duranensis, 1599 nucleotides. RefSeq names its product putative F-box/LRR-repeat protein At5g54820. The transcript has 3 exons. Gene Ontology annotation, molecular function: protein binding. The record is from RefSeq and is a predicted model, not a curated record. Bases 457 to 1446 code for a protein of 329 amino acids. NCBI's taxonomy places the organism in Eukaryota, Viridiplantae, Streptophyta, Magnoliopsida, Fabales, Fabaceae.